CCAAAGAAGCAAAGAUCACGUCCUAGUAGUGGUAGAUUCGCAUUAGACAUCGGGCAAAAACGAGUCAACAACGUCGUGGAGCCAGGAAUUGGACCCAAAACCAGACAAGUCUCUCUCUCUCAUGGCGGUGGUAUCGAACGCCUGGGGUGCCCCUCAACCCGUCCGCAUCUCUCUCGCUAAAACUCCCCGUCUCUCCCCACUCUCUCUCGCUCGACGGAGGUUCUCUGCUUCCUCCCAGAGGGCCCCGACCGAAGGGCCGCUCCUUCUCCACGCUAAAGAGGUCGCUGCGCCGUUGGGGAAUUCCCGCAAACACCUCAAGGGCAAGGUAAGGGUCUUCUUCUUGGACGUGAAUCCCCUCUGCUACGAGGGAGCCGAACCCAGCCUACUUUCCUUCGCCCGCUGGCUUGCACUUUUCUUCGACGAAGUCAGCCUGCGCGAUCCUGUCAUUGCUGUAUUGGAUGGGGAAGAGGGGAAUGAGUACAGGAGGCAGCUGCUCCCUUCAUAUAAGGCCCACAGGAGGAGGGUUUUGAGGCAAUUUUUGGCAUCGCAGAGUUGUCGGGGUUUUGAUAGUGGUCUGAGCUCUGCUGAGCGGCAAGUCAUGGAUGUUCUUCAAAAGUGCAGUGUGCCGGUUAUUAAAGUAAACGGCUAUGAGGCAGAUGAUAUAGUAGCAACGCUUACAGAUCAAGUUUUACAAAAAGGAUUUCGAGUUGUUAUUGGUUCUCCAGAUAAAGAUUUCAAGCAGCUGAUAUCUGAGGAUGUGCAAAUGGUUAUGCCCAUGCCUGAAUUUGGUCGUUGGUCUUUUUACACAUUAAGGCAUUACCUUGCCCAGUAUAAGUGUGACCCAAGCUCUGAUUUGAGCCUUCGGUGUUUUAUGGGAGAUGAAGCUGAUGGUGUUCCUGGAAUUCAACACUUGGCCCCCAGUUUUGGUCGUAAGACAGCUUUGAAGCUCUUGAAAAGGCAUGGUUCUCUAGAAAAUUUACUCAAUGCAGCUGCAAUAAGAACAGUGGGUAAAGAUUACGCACAAGAUGUUCUCACAAAGUAUGCUGAUUAUCUACGGAAAAAUUAUGAGGUUCUUAGCUUAAGGAGGGAUGCUAAUGUUCAGCUUGAGGAAGAUUGGUUAUCAGAAAGAGACACUUGUAAUGACUCAGCAGUGUUAUCAAAUUUCAUUGCUAGGUUGGGUGAAGGCCAGAAGCAAGAUAACAGACUACGAAGAAAAAUAUGCGAGAGAAGAAUCUCAUAGAGGAAUCAAUAUAUGUUGCUGGUGCUGUUCGAGGAAAUGCAGCUGCUUGAUCAACUGGAGCAUGGAAUCAGGCUUCCUGCCUUGAGCUGAAAUUUUGUUUUGCUGCAUUGCUGUGCACAAAUACAUCCAUCUCCACUCCUUCAAGAGUCCCUUUUUUUUUUUUUUNUUUUUUUUUUGUGCUCUAUCAUGUCAAUGGAUGGCUAGUGCUCUGCAGUAUGACCAGGUUACCGGUAUCUGCUACACCAAAGUUUCAGAAGCAUUUGUAAUCUUAUAAAGUUGCAACUAUAUCUAUAACUGUAAAGUGAAUUGAGCAGGAGGAAUUUGUGAUGUCCCACUCCUAUCCUUUUUUGUACAGAUGUGUUGCGCUAUCCUGUGCUUGUCCUGCUACAAUGUUUUCUUUGUUUCUAUUGGUCCAAAAAAGCAAAAAAGAUUAUUAGUGCA
This is a messenger RNA of Elaeis guineensis (African oil palm), 1681 nucleotides long. RefSeq lists its product as uncharacterized. Gene Ontology annotation, biological process: DNA replication, Okazaki fragment processing. NCBI's taxonomy places the organism in Eukaryota, Viridiplantae, Streptophyta, Magnoliopsida, Arecales, Arecaceae. The record is from RefSeq and is a predicted model, not a curated record. Gene Ontology annotation, molecular function: 5'-3' exonuclease activity; 5'-flap endonuclease activity; DNA binding.